GUUGAUUAUAUUGACUCCUACAGUGACACCUUCACAGAGUGAGCAUUGCAAAACAUAUAAUGUACCGGUAUUACAUCUACUGUAGUGAGGAGUGAGAGAAAGAAAUAGAGGCAAGUGUGUUUUCCAGGCUGUCGCACCCAAGAUGUUACAAAAAUGGAAGUUUGAUUUAGUGUAAUAUACAUGUACAUGUAUAUCAAGCCAUGCGGACAUUCAAGUUGGCUAAUGGCAUGCAUUAUGUGCUUGAUGGAUGAUAAUUCUCAUGUUUACACACCAAUGAGAGGAACCUUGUUAGUGAACAUGUUUUGUGGAUUCUCUGUGGUAUGUGGAGUAUAACUAUCACCUGCAAGCUUAUGGACUAUUUAGCUGAUUUACACUGUGGUGGAACUGAACUUGGGAACCUUUUUUUGCAAAGGAGAUUCUGUUUGGUUUCUAAAUAGGACAUUGUUGUAGGGUAAAUAUUGUUUGAAGGUGACCUGAACUUGACUUUAAUAACAGCAUUCCACAAUAUGGUAGAAUGACCCAGACUUCUUUAGCUGCAUGGGAAGAUCUUCUAAACAUCAUAAGAGACAUCUUCAAGAUCAAGUUGUCUUGAUCUUGGUCGGAUACCAAGAGGGUUCUUACAUGUAUGGCACCCUGGAGUAGGCCUAGCUAUCAUAGCUUGUUCAAGAAGAUUUUUUAUAUCAAUUAUAUAGAGUCAUAGAAAUGCUAUAGACCCCUGGGAAUUCAAUGACUAAAUACAUUUCCUUAGUAAAUCUUUCCGACAGAAUUACUCCAUAUCAAUAUCAUAAUCCCUUUUAUGCUGGUACGUGGAGUAGAAUUGGUCAAUAUUUAAGUGGUGCUUCACACACUGUCUUUAAAACCCUAGCGACUGUACUGACCAGGGUGCACUGAUCACAACACACCUGUCUUCAACACAGUCUGAUUGCAUUACCAUCUCUCUCUACAGCUUCCUUGAAUAAUUUUAAUCAAUUACUGCACUCCGCAUAGUGCAUGCAAUACAUCUAUGGGAUACAACACAUGCAUGAUCAGCAUCUCUGAAGCCGAGUGAGACAUUGUGUAGGCAUGCUGUGGACACCACAAACCAAAAUUUUGUGAUAUCGCAACAUUAUUUGACCCUUUUUAAGGGAAUUUUGGACAUCUUCUAGCGGUAUAUUCUGUUUAAAAAAUCGAUCAGCAUCUCUGAGACAUUGUGUAGGCAUAACUGUGGACACCACAAAGAAAAUCUAUGAUACCACAACAUUAUUUGAUCCUCUAAGGGAAUUUUGGACAUCUUGUAGCGGCAUUUCUCUUUAAAAAAUCGAAGAAAUCACCCUGCUCCAAGAUUGUUAAUUUGUUUGCAUCAUCAGUCAUCAACAAAGGAGUGGGGAAGGAAGAAAAGAGAUACACAGCAUUGAUGGUCUUACAUGUUUAUCGGUAAAUUCAGUGUUUGUAAUAUUUGAAGGAAUCUUUGAGCACAAACCAAUAAUGGCAAGUGGAGAUCUAGGAAUCCCAUCAUCUUCUUCCCUUAACCCGGAAGGUUUGGAAAUACGCAUAGCACCUCCAAAACAAGAUAAACAUGCCCUCAUCAAUCCAAAGGAGAGAGCACCAUUGAAAGAAAAUGUAAUUGUCCAACAGGAGUUGAUAUGUGGUUAUGAUGGCCUGCGAUUCAUCAUCGUCACAUCCCUGGUGUUUGCUUUGGCUGUGACUAUUGGCAUGGUCAUAUCUAUCAUUGCUGGAAUUAGACAGGUUGACCCGCAUGGUGCAAUAGCCACUGAUGUUGAAGUGUGUUCAGACAUCGGAGCAGACGUGCUGAAGCGUGGAGGGCAUGCAGUUGAUGCAGCGGUUGCAGCAGCGUUUUGUCUUGGAGUAGUACAUGGUCAUUACUCAGGAUUAGGAGGUGGUGGUUUUCUGCUGGUAGGUAACCCUAUUACCAACGAACUAAAUGGGUUUGAUUUCAGGGAGACAGCACCUUCUAGUAGCAGUGGUAACAUGUUUGAAAACAAUCCACAAGCAGCUCUUCAGGGAGGCUUAGCUGUUGCUACACCUGGUGAGCUGAAAGGAUUAGAAGCAGCAUGGAAACAAUAUGGAAAGUUGAAAUGGUCAGAGUUGGUAGAGCCAUCAAUUCAACUGGCUGAAAAUGGAUUUCAAAUCACUCAACAGCUGGCUGCUGACAUCAGCGAGGCAGAUUUCUCUUGGAUGUCGGAGUCAUUACGUGAGCUCUUUGAAAAGAAGAAAUUCAAUGAUACCAUCCAGAGACCUUCUCUUGCCAAUCUCUUGAGGUUAAUCGCUAAACAAGGAUCAGAUGUACUAUACAACAACGAUACCAUUGCACAACAGAUCAUAGAUACGGUUGGAGGUGCGGGAGGCAUCCUCAGUCUUGAAGACAUACACACGUACACCAGCCAGCCAGCCACGCCCAUCCAGUCUUCCUACAAACUCCAUCGUAUCUUCAGCAUGCCAUCCCCCAGCUCAGGGGCAUCCAUCCUCUCUUCCCUACAUACCAUGUCUGCUCUCAACCUAUCCAUCUCGAGCGACACGCCCGCAUCGAGCUACCAUCAAGUCAUCGAAAUAUCCAAAUUCAUCGCCGCCAUGGCACGCCAACUUGGUGACCCUCGGCAGACUCCCGACAGUGCAAACUUGACGGAUUCUAUGCUGAGUGACAAUACCACAGAGCGAAUCCGAAACAUGGUGAACGAUACCGCAACUUACGAUUACACAUAUUACUUUCAAGGGGACGUCUUCCAACAGCUGUAUGCAACUCAAGCCACAUCUUUAGUGUCUGUUGCUGAUGGGAAUAACAACCUUGUGUCACUUACAAGUACUCUCAACUCUCCGUUUGGUUCUGGUUUGAUGACACCUGAUGGGAUUAUUCUAAACAAUGCAAUGAACAGCUUCAAUUGGGAUGGGAAAUACUUGACACCAAAUACAGUCGUUCCUCAGGCUAACGCAAUAUCACCAGGUCGACGUCCAAUGUCCAACAUGGCUCCAUUGCUCACAUGGAGUGAAGAGAGUCCUUGCCUCGCUCGGUAUGCCAUCACUGGAAUAGGACCAACAUCCAUUCAGUCAGCACCAGUAGAUGUAGCUCUAAAGCUCUUAUCAUUAAACGCGUCGCUCUCGAACGAUGUUGAACGUGACAACAGGAUAUUUCCCUCACUUUACCAAAACCUAGUGAAUGUUGAAGAUGGUCUAAGUCCUUCGAUACAGGAAGGUUUAGAAGAGCUAGGACAUGUAGUGCAAUCAAGAAGAUAUCGCCUAGGUGUUGUCAAUGUUGCUUCUGAAGCCAAAGAUAAACUCACAGCUCACUCUGAUACCAGAAGAUUAGGUGCCAAAGCAUCAGAUUUUUAGCUUAGAUAAGUUAAUUAUUUUUUAAUUCAUCCAUACAUGUAGAGGUACACAGGUUUUGUCUUCUUUUGCUACUCAAAGUGGCAAAAAUUGUUGAUUUUUUGUCCAUUGUCAUAAUUUGAAAAAAUACAUUGUUUGAACAACAUUGAAAAUAACUAGUCAUAUGUAGAAUUAAAAAAUGUCAAUUGGAUUACAUUUUGAAAGUGUUUUCAUUGCAUAAAAAUGUGUAAUGAUUAGCUUAUUGAAGAUAAAUGUUUUUAGAUGGGGGUUACUCCAAUUAAAAAGGGUUCUGUUCUGUUUUAUUUUUUAGUUUAAUCAUAUUCCUUGUGUAAUUGACAGCAUUAACAAAAAUUAGACAUAAGGAAGCAUUCUGCUGGAGGUUCAGGUCACAUGACCAAGGUCUAUGGUCAUUUAGGGUCAAUGGACUUAGACCAUGUUUGUGAAACCAAAGAGCAAUCUAUUAGCCAUCAGGCUAUGAGUAGUUUCAGAGGGCUGACUGUUUUAUAAAACCCAAAAAUAUAUGACUGGGUGAAACAAGCAAGCUAAACAAUAUUUCUUUACUAAGUAAUGAUUUUUUUUUCAUGAAAUUUGCAUGUAUAUAGUGAAAUCACCCAUUCAGACAUUCAAGGUUAAUUUAAAAAAAAAAUAAUGAUUGCAAUUACUUGUUGCCCUUUUUUAUGGGGGGGGGGGGGUUCUUCAAAGAAUCUUUGUGGAAUUCUUGACCCCUUCAAUAUACCACUUUAGAUUAUUUAACAAUUUACAUGUAUUAUGAUGCAAUAAAAGUGAUAUAGCAGUGAAAAUGCAGCAAGUGUACACAAAAUGAAUUACCUCGUGUGCUUUCAUUUUAUCCAGGUAUUUGAAUUAUGUUUUUAAUACUGGGUCCUUAUUGUAUUCAAUUAGUAAUUUUCUCUAUGCCAUAAUUCUGAGGUAUUUGAAACAUCAGAAUGAUGCAUAAUUUGGGGUAAAAGAUCUCUCAGUAUGCAUCACUAAAAAAAUACUGCACAAAUUCAUGUUUUUACUGCAUUGAAUAUACUUACUGAAAUCUUCAUGGUAUUUUUAUUUUACAGAAACUGUCACAUUUAUUAUUUAUGUGCAAUUGUUUAGAAUUAUUUUAGAUAUUGGGUAGCUAUCAUUUUUAUGUGAAUAAAGGUAAAUUAAGAUUGCACUUAUAUAAGAUACAAGAUAUUUUAUUUUGUCUUUGCAAUAUGACAAUUACAAAGAAAGUUGUUCUAUUUUCUUUGUUAUUCUAUGCAUUUAUAUUGCAGUUUAAAAUCUGUGUGUGAUGGAAUGAAAGAAAGGCAUCUGCGACCCUAAAAUGCAAACUUGAUGGUAGGCCUGAUUAAAAUUGAUCAUUAAUUAAGUCUAAUGGAAACUAGUUUAACGCGUAAUGGGCACGCUCAAAGCAGUCUUGGAAGCAAUCGUGAGUGGUCUUCCAAACCUGUUUGGAAAACCACCUUGCGAUGUGGUUUUUCUAGACCGCUUUGCCUCCU
Messenger RNA from Lytechinus variegatus (green sea urchin), 4811 nucleotides. RefSeq names its product glutathione hydrolase 7-like. The record is from RefSeq and is a predicted model, not a curated record. Gene Ontology annotation, biological process: glutathione catabolic process. Gene Ontology annotation, cellular component: plasma membrane. The coding region runs from base 1465 to 3324 and encodes 619 amino acids. Gene Ontology annotation, molecular function: glutathione gamma-glutamate hydrolase. Lineage: Eukaryota; Metazoa; Echinodermata; Echinoidea; Temnopleuroida; Toxopneustidae. The transcript has 11 exons.